Molecule: messenger RNA, 654 nt
Organism: Prorocentrum cordatum
Lineage: Eukaryota; Dinophyceae; Prorocentrales; Prorocentraceae
Source: the annotation of a GenBank genome assembly
CUCGUGCCGGACGCCAGGCUCUUUCACGUGCUUGCCAGCGCCGUGCAGGGCGUGGCGAAGGCCAUCGCCGACGUCACAGGGGCUGCCAGCGACAGCUCGGCAGCAGACAAACGCGAACUGGCGGUGGCUCUGGUGAAAGCUUGCGCCCACGCGGGCACGGUGUUCGGGAAAGCCAACGCGUGCCGGGACGCAGAUGCCCGCGACAACUACGACCGUCUUCUGGCCGCGGGCAAUAAGGACAUAGAGGUGGGCGUCUUGGCGCAGAUCGCCGGGGGCGGCGCAGGUGGGUCGUCGUGGUUCCACGAGAAGCCCCAGGACGUAGACAUUUUGUCUUGGUUCGAAUCAACCUUGAAGGUAGCCAACGGGGCACAGAUCGAAAGCCAUUGCGAGAAGACGAAGGCUGCCCUCGGGAAGGUCAGGGCCGACGAGAAGUUCCUGCAGCGCGUGGCGCCGGCGGUCUCCAUCGACGCGCUGGCCGCGGGGGGGCCGCUCGGUGACUUGCCCCAGAUCUUGAGGGGCGCGAAGGCCGCCAUCGACCGGGCCGUCACCACGAAGUACGAGUGCCUCAUCGGUUUGGCCCUGCUGCGCCCCAGCUCGACUAAGCUCCGGAGCAGGGUGGAGGGUUUCGCAGCCCAGCUUGUCGAGGAGCUAAAG